AUGAUACACAACGUCGCCAUUACAUCGGCCGCUCUGUUUGCCGUCUUGGCAUCAGCAGCAGCAACUAUUGACAAGAGGAUUGUCGGCGGAGUGGCUGCUAAGGAGGGUGAAUUCCGAUACAUAGUUGCCAUUUAUGACGAGAAAGGCGACCGUUUUUGUGCAGGCACUUUGUUGAAUGAGAGGUCUGUUGUUACUGCUGCUCAUUGCGUUGACAAAGCUCAUCAUGUAAAGGCAGGAACCCUGAAUCAUAAGGCCUGCGGGGUGACUGUAAAGGUUGCAUCGGGAAAGAAGCACCCAAAUUACAAAAGCAACGCUCUCCAUGACAUUGGCAUGUUGAAACUAGUUUCUGCGAUUCAAGAGAGCGAUAGGAUUGUCUUUGCAAAACCGUCUCCAAAAGGUCCCAUUCCCCUGGCCAGUUCUACUGCAAUAGUUGCCGGCUGCAAGGGGCCUGACAAUCCCAUUCGACGGGACUCCUAA
This is a messenger RNA of Metarhizium album ARSEF 1941, 477 nucleotides long. Its product is annotated as Peptidase cysteine/serine, trypsin-like protein. Gene Ontology annotation, molecular function: serine-type endopeptidase activity. The transcript has 3 exons. Bases 1 to 477 code for a protein of 158 amino acids. Lineage: Eukaryota; Fungi; Ascomycota; Sordariomycetes; Hypocreales; Clavicipitaceae. The record is from RefSeq and is a predicted model, not a curated record. Gene Ontology annotation, biological process: proteolysis.